This is a messenger RNA of Neoarthrinium moseri, 2688 nucleotides long. RefSeq lists its product as uncharacterized. Gene Ontology annotation, molecular function: 3-dehydroquinate dehydratase activity; shikimate 3-dehydrogenase (NADP+) activity; 3-phosphoshikimate 1-carboxyvinyltransferase activity. Gene Ontology annotation, biological process: chorismate biosynthetic process. The record is from RefSeq and is a predicted model, not a curated record. The coding region runs from base 1 to 2688 and encodes 895 amino acids. Lineage: Eukaryota; Fungi; Ascomycota; Sordariomycetes; Amphisphaeriales; Apiosporaceae. The transcript has 2 exons.
AUGGCGUCCCCGACGGUUGCAGGCGUGAAACGACCCUUUGGCGCAAUGACCGCUGGCCACGGAGGCUUGAGCAGCCACCAGCUGUGGGAGAGAGACGGCAAUGGGCCGACCAAACGACAGGAACACCAGAGACUGAUGGCGGACCAUCCCUCGGAUAUCGAAUCAUACUCGAGAUCUGCGAGCCAUUCGCCGCGCACCAAGGCUGUCAAGGUCUCGGUUCCGAACCACUUCGAACCCGAUGCGUCUAUUGUCUUGGUUGGCAUGCGUGGAUCUGGCAAGUCGACGCUUGCUAUCAUCGCUUCCACUGCCAUGAAGCGGCGGGUAGUGGACACAGAGCAGGUCUUCUUCGAUGCGACCGGCCUGUCGACCACCGCCUUCAAGAAAACACACGGCAGCAUCGAGUAUCGCCGCCGCCAGUAUAGCAUAUUGGAGAUGAUCCUGAACAGACACAGGACGGACUGCAUUAUAGUGUCGUCCUGGAUGGAACGCUCGGUGCAGACCCUUCUGGCCGAGUUUACGGCCGCUCAUCCGGUCAUUCAUGUCGUCAGGGAUGAGACGGCCAUUGCAGACUACUUGAGAGUGACCGACUCUGUCAAGUUCAGGCAGCUGUUGGACUAUUCAGCGAGCAUAUUCCGAGCCUGCGGCAAUUACGAGUUCUUCAACGUGUCGGAAGGGCUGUCCCAGGUGAACGACAUGCACCUGGCUGAGACGACCGCGAUGGAUCAUGGCGGCGAGCCGAAAUCACCGGCACCAUACCUGACACUCAAACGCGCCGAGAGACAUUUCUUGAGGUUCCUGGCGUUGAUCAUGCCCAAGGAUACGAUCCCGUACAUCGAAUCGGCCUUCCCGCUUGCGUCCAUACCCACGGAAAAGCGACAGUUCACGUAUGCCAUGUCGGUGCCGCUGUCCCAACUGAUGGGCGGUGGUAUGCAGAUCGAGGAUCUGGAAACUGGGGCAGACGCAAUAGAAAUAGUGGUCGACGACGCAUUUGCGCACAUGGGAUCCAAUGUCCACCUCACCGCGGAGCGUGCAAGCCAAAUCAGUCGGGUAUUCAGCCAUAUCCGCCGCAACGUCGUGAUCCCCAUCGUCUAUAACAUCACAUGGCCUGCCCAGGGACCCAUCGAUAACACGCAGAAGAUGCUGUACCUAGAACACCUUCAACAUGGCUUACGCCUGGCUCCGGAGUAUAUCGGGCUGGAUCUCAGGCUCGAAGAUGACGUCUUCGCCCACAUAGUGGAAUCCAAAAAGAAGUCCAAGGUCAUUGCAACCGUCGACGCUACACUGCCCAGUGCUCCGUCUUGGAGGGACCCUUCGUGGAUCUCGUACUACCGCAAAGCUCGAGACCAUGGGUGCGAUCUCGUGCGGAUGGUGCGGCCGGCUGAGCAGAUAGAAGACAACUUUGAUAUCAACUUUUUGCGACACGCGACCGAGGAACUGGGCGAGCCCGUCAUACCCCUCAUCGCCUUCAACUCUGGCCAGAAGGGGCGGAACUCUCAGUGCUUCAACAAGAUCCUGACGUCCGUCAUCCCCGAAUCUCUGGUUGGGAUGGCGCCGCCGGAUCCGCACACGUCCCUCUAUCUUCCACCGGCUAUCACUGCGCUGGAGGCGACGACUGCACUGCAUUCGGCCUUCAUCAACGAUGCCAUGAAGCUCUACGUGGUCGGAGCCAACGUCGGGUAUAGCAUGUCGCCCGCCAUGCAUAACACCGCCCUGAAAGCAUGUGGGAUACCCCAUGUCUACCGCCCGUACUCCACAGACUCGCUCGGCAACAUUCGCGAUCUCAUCCAUGACCCGCUCUUCGCGGGUGCCUCGAUCGGGUUGCCCUUCAAGGUGGAGGUCAUCAGCUUGACACAUUCUCUGAGCAGCCAUGCGAAGGCCAUCGGAGCCGUCAACACGCUGAUUCCGGUUAGGCAGCUGAAUCCCGACGGGACUAUUCCUGACAAUGCCCUGUUCUUUAACUUCAGGAACCGGGCAGGCCCAGUACGAGCGCUCUAUGGAGAAAACACGGAUUGGGUGGGCAUCCGCGCCUGUGUCCGGCGGGGCCUCUCCCCUGCGAACGCCGUGCGCCCCAACUCGAGCGGGCUAGUCAUCGGUGCCGGUGGUAUGGCAAGGGCUGCUGUCUACGCCAUGCUGCAACUGGGUGUCAAAAAUAUUGCCAUCUUCAACAGGACUUCCGCCAACGCCGAGAAGCUCGUGUCCCACUUCACCCGCCUGCUUGCGCGGGACGACCUACCGUUGCUCAGUCCGAGCACCGAAAUAGAGACAAGGUUCCAUGUCCUCCGCUCGCGGGACGAUCCCUGGCCAGACAUGUUCCGGGCGCCCACCAUGAUCAUUUCUUGCAUACCCACGCACGAUGUGAAGGACUGCCCCGCGCCGAAUUUUACAUUGCCCUCGUCGUGGAUGCAAAGCCCGACUGGAGGAGUUGUGGUUGAGCUUGCUUAUAGAUAUCUGAACACCCCUCUACUGGAUCAAGUAAGAUCUGAGUCUCACCGGGGAUGGGUCCCCAUGGAUGGUUUGGAUCUACUGCCCGAGCAAGGAUUUGCUCAGUUCGAGCUGUUCACCGGCCGACGCGCCCCCCGAAGAUUGAUGAGAGAGGAGGUCUUCAAGUCCUACCCUAACGAGCAAGGGCAAUCCAACAAAUCACAGCUCCAGCCACGGUUGGAGAAUAUCACCGAGCAGGAACCCUGA